AUGUCUUCUGUUCAACAACAACAACAACAGCAACAACAAAAAUUAACUGAGGAGCAAUCCAAGAACAACUUGGCUCAACUUGGCGCACUUGAGGAGGAUGAUGAGUUUGAGGAAUUCGCUGCUGAAGAUUGGGGGGAGAAUGAGGAGGAUCCAAAAGACCCCCACUUCUGGGAAGACAACUGGGAUGAUGACGAUGUCGAGGACGAUUUCUCAAAGCAGCUGCGUGCUGAACUUGAGAAGGAAUCCAACCAACCUCAAGCUAUGAAAAUGUAA
Messenger RNA from Mucor velutinosus, 273 nucleotides. RefSeq lists its product as uncharacterized. The coding region runs from base 1 to 273 and encodes 90 amino acids. The record is from RefSeq and is a predicted model, not a curated record. Gene Ontology annotation, biological process: mRNA export from nucleus; double-strand break repair via homologous recombination; proteasome assembly. The transcript is spliced from 3 exons. Gene Ontology annotation, cellular component: proteasome regulatory particle, lid subcomplex; proteasome complex. Lineage: Eukaryota; Fungi; Mucoromycota; Mucoromycetes; Mucorales; Mucoraceae.